Molecule: messenger RNA, 2522 nt
Organism: Pomacea canaliculata
Lineage: Eukaryota; Metazoa; Mollusca; Gastropoda; Architaenioglossa; Ampullariidae
Exons: 8
Coding region: 570-1412 (280 amino acids)
Source: RefSeq, a predicted model, not a curated record
UCGAGAAAGCUGGGUUUCGUUUCGUCUAGUUUACUUUUCUUUCUGUCGUCACAAUACUUUGUGAUAACUAAUCGAAAUUCUUUAACAUAAUGUCCAACCUGUAAUAAACAAGAUAAAUAGAUGUAUAUAAUUGAACAGUCUUUGUCAUGAUCUUGUAUAAUUUAUGUCCCUCGCGAGUAACAAGUAGUUUUAAUGCAUGUAAGCGCAUGUGAGUACGCUUGUUGGUGAGUGAGUGGAUGUAGCUCAUCUGAACUUCAGAAAAUCUAAGUAUAACGUGGUAUGAUAUUUUUUCCUUGUUCUCAUGUUUCUUGUUUUUUUGUUUUGCGUGUUGUUGACUCAAAUGUUCUAUUUUCUAUGUAAUAUGAAAGGUUCACUGAAGUGCGACAGCGUUGAAAAGGCUUAGGCCGAUAUUUGUAGCUUUGCCUGAGUCACCUUCAACAAGAAAACCUGCCGCACCUACACGGCACGCCAGUCACUAGCGUCGAAGUCCAAGCGAACAGUUGACGCCUACGCAUUACCUGACGUAUCAGGAAGAUAUUGCUGUUUCAAAUCUCAUCUGACCUUUCGUGAUGUUAAAAGUCUUUUGUUCGAUAUUGCUGAUUUCACUGACAGCAAAAGGGAGCAAAGAAACAACAUGUACAGCACGAAACUGGAAAACCCUGCAGUGCAACUUCCCACAAAAUAUCAACACGACGAGGAAGGAUUAUGCAGUCUAUUUUCACCCUUACGGUGGUGGAGAAGAGAAGGUGGUUGACUGUGCGUGGAUCGAUGCCCAGCUUCACUGCAUCCGACAGGAGGGCUUUGAUUGCAGUGAGUCUGUGUCCGACAAAGCCAUUAUCGGUGUACCUGAAAGAUUUGUCAACAGGGAGGGAAGUUUUAGAUGCAACAUGAAUGGCUACAGUCCUGGCAACUUUUCCUUCUGUCGUUUUCUGGCAAAUAAAGGUGAAGAGCCUUUCGCAGCUUGUGAGGCAAGCCUGGCUAAUGCAGAAUCUCAAGUUGUUUUGAACUGCAGUUUCUCCGUGGACGUGGAGAGCUUUACUGUCAAGAAAAAUACAACGGUUGUAGCCAGCUUCACAAAAUCCGACUGCCAAAGGUCUUCCCCUAUUUGUACUCACAUGCCUGGGGAUAACCACCACAUCUUCAGUGUAACGCUUGAUGUUGAAGAUUUUACACAUGGCGAAUACAAGUGUCACCCAGAAGAUCCACCACCUCAGCUUCAAGUCAAAGGAUGCAGCUUAAACAUAAACAAACAGACUGAAACUUCCGAGUUUCCUGUGGUUGCUGUUGUACUGAUAGUCGUCCUUGUAACGGCUCUUGUGUCCGCUGGGGCUUCUCUUCUUAUCAUCAGAAAGCUGAUGAUGAUUAAGAAAGCUAUGCUCAAGAAAAAAGAAGAGGAAAAAAUAUCGACGUGAUAAUUCCUUUGAGAUUAGACACUGACUACAAAGAUGGACAGGGACUGUCGCGUCUGUAGGAUGAGUUGUUUCAGCAGCAAUGUUUUGAUAACGGCUUGUCACGUGGACAAAACAACGACCUGUUACUUAGGCAGAGGAUUCUGCCCAAUUCUACACAUUUCUAACAAACUUUCGAAGCAGUACAAAUCAUGUUAGUGUUUGAGAACAAUCGUUCAGCCGUUUUCUUCUUUCUCAACAGAGAAUAUAGGCACCACGGCCGUUAAUUUCCUAGAUUAAAAGACUUUGAUGAAAUUUUGCGAAAAAGUAUUAGGGGUAGAGAAGUACUGCAAAUUUACUUCCAGGUGCAUGUAGUAAUAUUCAUGCCUUACAACUACUACUAGCAAUACGAGACAUAAAAAUAAACAUUUAGAAAAUACUGACAAAACUAAGUUGGAUGGGCCUAAGAUUCAUUUCAUAAUUUGUUUUAUAGAAAUUAUAGUUCCAACACUGGGUUGUUUUGUCAACUACCCGAAUACUACACUGCAACACAUCUUCAUGUACAUAGUGAAGUAUCCUAAAAUCAGUCACACAAGCGCUGAAAAUGAAUGCUGAUUGAUUUGUCUGUGUUGAUCGUUUUUCUUCGGCAGCGAUGUUUUGAUAUCAAACAAUCACACGGACGCCUCAAUUAUCAUUCAUUUUGCAGUGCUGUUCUUUCAAUAUAUUUUUUUUUCUAUUAAACCAACACAAGGCUUGUUUUUUAACACUCACAAUGAGCGUCAACUGUAUUUGCAUCUCACUUUUGGUUUACAAGACAACAGUAGUGAUAGAAUAAGGAAUCUGUAAGAAACUGAAAAGCUAAGAUGAAUGCUCCUAUAUUUUAUAAUUUAAUUUGUUUUAUUAGUUUGACUUCACGAAAGACAAAUAGUGUGUCAAGAAACCACGCUCAAUUAACUCGGUCGAUACAUGUGAAAAAUCAACCUCAAUUAUGAGGCUUAAUGACAGAAAGUAUGACUUUUUCAUAAGAUUUCAUUUAAUGGACUUCACUAUGCAUGUAUACCGAUACAUUUUCGAUGAUUUGUAAAGGCACAAAUAAAAUUAAAGUUAUAUCUGGUAUGAUAAUUCAAAAAACAG